AUGAAUCCUGUCAAAUUGGACCAUCCACGGCUCCAAAGUCCUCCCGAAGUCCUCCCGAAGUCCUCCCAAAGUCCUCCCAAAGUCCUUCCAAAGUGCUGGUGCUCCUUUGCAGAGCGCGGGGGGCAGAGUGAGGCUGUGGCGGGCCCGUCCCAGCCUGGAAUGGCCGUGGAGCCGUGGUGUGUGGGAGAGAGCAGAGAAAGGCAGAGAGAAGCUGCUGAGAUGGAGUGGGAUGAUGGGACAAUGCCGGCGGCCCACCUCUGCUGUUAUGGAAAUGAAGAAACCGAGUUGAAACACAGCUGCGUGUGGAUGAUGCUCAUGAAGAGGAGCGGGGCAGGGUUCCCUCCUGGUGCUCCUCGGGGGGCUGUGUGGGCGGACGCCGGGCCGGCAGAUGGAUGGCUGCUCCACAUCUGGGUUGACUUUCCUGCAGAGAUGACUUCUAACAACGGGGUUGCGGUGAAACGAGAUGAAAAAGGUCGGAAUAUUCAAGUGGUGGUCAGAUGCAGACCGUUCAACACGGUGGAGCGUAAGUCUUCUCACGGUGUGAUCGAGUGUGACCAGAGCAGACGGGAGGUGCUGGUGCGGACGGGAGGCCCCAAUGACAAGGCCACCAGGAAGACCUACACCUUUGACAUGGUGUUUGCUCCAGCAGCCAAACAGAUCGACGUGUACCGCAGUGUGGUGUGCCCCAUCCUGGACGAGGUCAUUAUGGGAUAUAACUGCACUGUCUUUGCGUAUGGUCAGACUGGGACUGGGAAGACCUUCACCAUGGAGGGGGAGAGGAGCCCAGACGGAGAGUUCACCUGGGAAGAGGACCCUCUGGCCGGCAUCAUCCCCAGGACUCUGCAUCAGAUCUUUGAGAAGCUGUCUGAGAACGGCACAGAGUUCUCGGUGAAAGUGUCUCUGUUGGAGAUCUACAACGAGGAGCUGUUCGACCUCCUGAGCCCCGGAGACUACACCAACGAGAGGCUGCAGCUGUUCGACGACCCGCGCAACAAGCGUGGCGUGGUGGUCAAGGGUCUGGAGGAGAUCACGGUCCACAACAAGGACGAGGUUUAUCAGAUCCUGGAGAGAGGCUCCGCCAAGAGGAAGACUGCCUCCACGCUCAUGAACGCAUACUCCAGCCGUUCCCAUUCAGUGUUUUCCGUCACCAUACACAUGAAGGAGAUCACUCUGGACGGGGAGGAGCUGGUGAAGAUCGGAAAACUCAAUCUGGUGGACCUGGCGGGCAGCGAGAACAUCGGGCGCUCGGGAGCAGUGGACAAACGCGCUCGUGAAGCCGGGAACAUCAACCAGUCUCUGCUCACGCUGGGACGGGUCAUCACUGCUCUGGUGGAGAAGAGGCCUCACAUCCCGUACAGAGAGUCGAAGCUGACGAGGAUCCUGCAGGACUCUCUGGGAGGACGGACCAAGACCUCCAUCAUCGCCACAGUGUCUCCUUCCUCCAGCAACAUCGAGGAAACUCUGAGCACUCUGGAGUACGCCUGCAGAGCCAAGAACAUCAUGAACAAACCGGAAGUCAACCAGAAGCUCACCAAGAGGACGCUGAUCAAGGAGUACACAGAGGAGAUAGAGAGGCUGAAGAGGGACCUGGCUGCAGCGCGGGACAAACAUGGAGUUUACCUGUCCACAGAGAACUAUGAGUGCAUGCUGGGACAGAUCAGCGCUCAUGAGGAGCUGGAGGCAGAGAGUCUGGAGAGGAUCAGUGCGAUGGAGGAGGAGAUAAAGAAGAUCACGGAGCUGUUUGAGGACAGUAAGAUCAAACUGGAGCAGUGCUCGGUGCAUCUGGAGGAGAAGCAGCAAAGAUUGCAGGAGACUGAGGAGAAGCUGAACCAGGAGCAGUUUGUUUGCUCCGAGCUCACGGUGGCUCACGAGUCUCUCUACAACACAGCAGGACAGCUGCUACACACAGUUGACGCCAGCACCACUGAUGUGUCCGAGCUACACAACAAACUGGAGCGCACCAAAAAGGUGGAGCAGCAUAACCAGCAGAUGAAGCAGAGUUUCAGUCAGAGGAUGGAAGGAGCCUUCAGUCAGAUCCAGCUCUGUGUCCAGCAGCAGAGUUCCAAACAGCAGGAGAUGCUGAGCUCCUGCUCCAGGACCAUCGACGGCCUGGUGCAGACCAAUGAGGCGGCUCUCCACGGCUCCCUGACCACGCUGCAGAGCUUUGUGUCCGGCGUGAGCGGCGUGGUGUCUGAGGGAGUGAGCCGCUGCAGGGAGCGAGUGAAGGAGCAGCUGAGUCUGAGCCAGAGGGAGCGGGACGUCCUGCUGCAGCUGCUGGAGGAGCAUGAGCAGGACCUGGAGGAAGUCCUGGUGACCCGCACUCUGCUGGGUCUGUCUGCUGUGAAGGAGCUGGGACUGUCCCUGAGGACCAGCUCACAGGGCCAGAGGGAGCUGGCCGAUAAGGUGGAGGCCCUGAAGGAGUCUGCCGUCUUCUUCUCGUCUCAGGCUCAGGAGCUGCAGCUGCUGAGACAGAGGACCAUGGAGCAGCUGAGCCGUCUGCAGGAGGAGCACCAGCAGCUGGAGCAGAACCUGGCCCAGGCCCAGGACCUGCACCGCACGAGAAUGAAGAGGCUGCAGGAGCAGCUGAGUCUGGAGACAGAGGAGACACAAACAGACUUCAGCAGACUACACUCUGCCUCCAGAGGCCUGGAGGCGACACUGCAGGGCCUGAGGGACCACAUUGACAGUGGUAGCCGGUCCUCAGAGCAGCAGCUGACCUCUCAGGCAGAGCUGCUCUCCUCUUCCUCUUCCUCUUUGGCCUCUUCGCUCCGACACAACACAGACGACCAGCUCCAGACUCUGGACGAGCUGACGGCCAACUGCGACCACGUGCACGCCGCAGUCUCCGGUCUGGUGCAGAGGGACCUGCGGUGGGUCUCCAGGACCCGGGACCAGGCUCACACCAAGGCCCAGGAGCAGAUGAGUCUCCAGGACGGCCUCUCCACAGACGUCCUGGAUCUACAGCAGAGUGUGGAGGCCGUGUGCUUGCAGCAGGAGUCCAGCUCAGAGCGGCUCCGGUCUGAGUCGCAGCAGGUGAGCGACUCCCUGAGAGCCCUGCAGAGCCUGAUGAAGGAGCAGCAGGAGGUCGUGCAGCAGCAGGAGGUGGAGCUGCAGCAGGAGGUGCAGAGCAGUGAGAGGCUGGUGACCGGCUUCAUCCACGAGGAGCUGCAGCAGGACGUCUCCACAGGAGCCACGCCUCAGCGCAGGGACUUUGUGUUCCCUCGGGAGCUGGUGAAGGGUCGGAGUCGCUCUGAGCUGUUGGAGAGUCUCCGGAGGGAACAGGAGAGACUGCAGGAGGCUCUGGAAGAGGAGGAGGAGGAGGAGGAAGAGGAGGCCCUAGGCUCAGCAGAACAGGACUCUCUAGAGGACGAGCCCAGCACCUGUAACGACAGCUGUGCCACAGAACCCUCCUUCAUCGACGAGAACCUGGUCUUUAACCAGAGCCAGCGGGUCCCGUUCUUUAAGAAAAAGAAGAGCAGUCGUAAAGAGUCGAAGCUUCAGUCUCGGUCUAAAGCGGCAGAGAGCGAGACGCCGCAGACGUCCAGACUCCCGCUGCGCUGCCAGAACUGA
Molecule: messenger RNA, 3570 nt
Organism: Knipowitschia caucasica
Lineage: Eukaryota; Metazoa; Chordata; Actinopteri; Gobiiformes; Gobiidae
Source: the annotation of a GenBank genome assembly